This is a messenger RNA of Laccaria bicolor S238N-H82, 897 nucleotides long. RefSeq lists its product as uncharacterized. NCBI's taxonomy places the organism in Eukaryota, Fungi, Basidiomycota, Agaricomycetes, Agaricales, Hydnangiaceae. The coding region runs from base 1 to 897 and encodes 298 amino acids. Gene Ontology annotation, cellular component: mitochondrion. The record is from RefSeq and is a predicted model, not a curated record. Gene Ontology annotation, molecular function: guanine nucleotide transmembrane transporter activity. The transcript has 8 exons.
AUGUCGCCACCACCAUCCAGCGGAAAGGACUCUGGCACAGCUCGAAUUUUGGGCUCAGGGACAUCUGGGAUUGCUGAGCUGCUCAUCUUCCACCCUGUUGAUACCGUAGCCAAACGAUUGAUGAGCAACAAGAACAAGGUCUCGUUCUCGACCUUGUCACCCAUAAUCUUCAGGGACCACGCAUCUGCACCAUUGGCCCGCAAGUUCCUGUCUCUCUUCCCUGGGCUAGGCUACGCAGCAGGCUACAAAGUCGCUCAGCGUGUGUACAAGUUUGGCGGGCAACCUUGGUUCAACGACCUCAUCAACAAGCACUACAAGUCGAAUUUCACGAACACCUUUGGCGAGCGGAAGGGAAAGAUGAUGAUGCAGGCUACUGCCGGAUCCUUGACUGGAAUCGGAGAAGUCGUCCUCCUUCCGCUUGACGCACUCAAAAUCAAACGCCAAGUCAACCCAGAAGCGUUCCGUGGCCGCGGUUUUGUCCGCAUCUUCAUGGAGGAGGGCACCACGCUGUAUCGCGGCUGGGGAUGGACAAUGGCCAGAAACGCCCCUGGUUCUUUCGCUCUCUUCGGUGCCUCAGCCGUGACGAAAGAAUACGUCCUCGGCGUAACUGAUUACUCCCGCGCAACAUGGACGCAAAACUUCAUUGCUUCUAUUGCUGGUGCCGUAGCCAGUAUAACGAUUGCUGCCCCUCUGGACACCGUCAAAACUCGCAUUCAAAAUGCCAACUUUGAGCGCAAAGUCAGCGGCAUACAGGUCGUCAAGGAGCUCGUGAAAAAUGAGGGUCCUACAGCCUUUUUCAAGGGGUUGACUCCCAAGAUCCUAGUGGUGGGCCCGAAAUUGGUGUUCAGCUAUACCCUUGCGCAAUCGCUGAUACCACUGUUCUCCAAAUACGUUUAA